AGGGUUCCGUAGUUACACUGUGGAAGGUAGGACGUGUAUUUACUACAGAACUGUACAUGGACCAGGAGUAAUAGUGCGGAAGCGACGUAUGGAAACAGCUGGUUACAAACCAGAGUGCUUUAAACUUCUGUUUGUAACUAAUGAAUCAGUUAAACAAUGGCUGCAAAUUUGCUAGACUUAGAGAGUCACUUGGAUCGUCUGUAUACGUCAAUAGAAGAUAACGGGGGUGAUAUUUGUAGCAAAGAGACUGGAGAAUGGGACAUCAGCCUCUUUGACGACCUGGAAUACAUUGGGGAUGAAGAGGAGCUGUUGCGGAUUUUGGAAAGCGUGCCAUGUGCUGGCGAGGCUCCUGACUUGGGCCUUGGCCUCAACCUUUCCCCCUGGGGAACAGCCACCCCGGAAGACAGCGGCAGCAGCUGCACAGAAACAGAUGGGAUCGUAGGCUGUCUUUCCCCAAACACGACCGCAAGCUCUGUGUCUUCCCCUGGUUCAGUGGAGGUGCCCUCUCCCUACUACCUGCAUGAAGAGGACCUGUCACUACAGUCUGUGCCAUCUCCUGCGCCCGUCUGCUCCGACACCAGCAGUUCUGUCUGCGCUGGCCUGGGGACGAGGCCCCAGAGAAAGAGCGGCCAGGGCUCCAGAGCCAAAUCAACUCAUCCCCCAAGACGGAUCAUCAACCCCUCGCCGAAGGUCUCCAUCCAGCCGAAACUGGUUGUCCCCGCCUCCGUCCCUGUCCUUCACUCCGCUCUGCCUCUCCAGGCCAAGACCAUCAUCAUCCAGCCCCUGUGCGCCGCGCUCCCCAUGGUCCGCUCCACUCCUGCGUCGCUGUGUUCUGCGCCACCUGCUGGAUGUCAUGUGACUCGGACGGUGCUGCAGAUGUCCGGCCCCCAGGUUGCCCCGGCUCCGGCCCAACCGCUCUCUGACCGCCUGGUCAUCAUGCAGGACAGGGGUGGCACUCCUCAGCCGACGGGGACGAGCGCCUACCACAGCGCGGCGGUCAUCGGAAACUCCCCCAACGGGAAGAGACACCAGCGGAUGAUGAAGAACCGCGAGUCGGCCUGCCUGUCGCGCAGGAAGAAGAAAGAGCACCUGCUGACCUUGGAGGCUCGGCUGAAGGUGGCGCUGUUCGAGAACCAGAAGCUGAAAAGCGAGAACUGCUCCCUGAAGAUGAGGCUGGACAGCCUGGCGGCUGAGAACAAUGACCUGAAGGUGGUUGCCCCCAAAAGACGAGCGGCGUGCCUCUUGGCAGUCAUGGCGUUUGUCAUGCUCUCUGUGGGCCCAAUAGGUCUCUUCGAAGAAGACCCAGUCUCCAUGCCUUCCGCUGGGGCCCCACCUCCUGGCAGACAUCUGCUAGGCUUCUCAGCUGUGGACAACGAGAACAGCAGAGGUCUGGAAACACCUGGAGCAGACGUCCCUCAGGCCGCAGAGAGGUGGGACCAGUCCACUCCCGAGGAGAAGGCGCUAAUGGUGGUGAAGAGGGACCCACUCCUCUUUGGGGUCCCCCGGCCUUGCCAUCCCUCAGUCAACAGAACCAAGGCCAUCAGACUCGCCAGUGAGCUGCGUGGCUGGGUCCAUCGCCACGAAUCCGAGAGGGUGAAGUCCAGCAGGCGGCACAAGACCAAGGCAAUGCCGAAGUCACUGCCAAAGAAGUCUGAGGUUGUUACAGUCCAUUACACCGAAGUAACUGAAAAAAACUCAGCAAGUGAGCUGCAAGUGUACUACGCUCGCCACGGGAGCUACAGCGACUUCUUCGAGGAGAUUCAGCGCCGAGGGGACACGUUCUACGUGGUGUCGUUUCGCCGGGAUCACCUUCUCCUUCCUGCUACCAACCACAACAAAGGAAGUAGGCCAAAGAUGUCACUGGUGCUACCAGCUAUGAAUCUAAAUGAGACUGUGAUAGAAGACAAAGACUAUGAGGUCAUGAUGCAGAUUGAUUGCGAGGUGAUGGACACCAGGAUCCUUCACAUCAAGACAACCAGUAUCCCAGCAUUCCUGCGCACGAACCACUCCAACUCCCAUCACUCCACUACGGGCAGUGGUCAGGCCACAGCUCCUGUGGGAGUUCUACCAAAAACUAAUCAAGCCCACACACAACAUGGGACUGAUCAUUUACAGCCCAUUUAGUCUGUCCAGUGCCCAUCCGGGGAAGGGGGGGGGAGGGGCAUUGCGCUUAAUUUGUUUCCAUAAUGAAGGUAAGGUGUUAGGGGCUUAAUUUAAACAAACAAUUUAUCUUCUUAAAUCCUGUGCACACAAUAUUAUACAGCAAACUCUCCCAGAGCACAUGUUUAUGAAGGUAGGGUGUGCUGCUGUUCAGUUAUAACCAUUUUUAUAGUCUAACACUAUAAAACUAGGGUCUAAAAUGUCACAGAAUUUCAUACUUCGGUCAAUGAAUCCAAAAUGGCCCCAAAUGCUCCCAUUAUUUCAGUGCUUGUGUUAUAUGUUUUUGAUAACUUCAAUUUGGUUCAGAGCUCAUCCAGAAGCAUUGUGGUGAAUUUGUUUUCAUAAUGAAAAGUUUUAAUAUUUAUUUCUUCUUUUCCUUUUGCGCCCACAUUUUGCCAUUGUUUGCAUUUUGCUACCCACAUUUAGCAGAAUAUGUGAAUUUGAAAGCACGUGACUGUUUGGGAUCUGGGAUUGAUGAGAAGGGACAGGGAGAUUACCCAAGGUUUUAGACUGGAAAGAUGGCUGUUCAAUGAAGAGCCGUUGCCAUGUCGUAGCGCAUCUCCUUAUCUCCUUCAUGGGUAAAAACCAUAGCACUUUCUCUCUUUCUCAGCCACUCUUUCAUAAUACAGGUACUGUAAUUUCCCGCCUAUAUUUCCCCGUGUAAGUGGCAGCUCUUGACCUUCUACAAGUUUGUUUGCCAUCCCAUGGAGACGUGGGUAACAAGGGCACAAUUUUAAAAUAUGUUCCGUCUUGUUCCACAUGGGUUUAGAAGUGUCUCUGCUGUGCAACAAAUCCUAGCCAUGUCAGAAAGCAUGGCAGCAGUAAAAUAUAAACUGUUGGAAUUGAGUUUUUAUUUUGUUCUUAAAAAGAAAAUGCAACUGCUUUGAACAUGUUUUAUGUUAAUCUAGUUUUGAGGUUUUUCACUAUUUUUUUUACUGAAGAAUACAACUAAAGCUAAGCAUUGUGAGAUCCUUUAGAUUGGUACCACGUUACACCUCCAAAAAUAAAAUAAUCAUUGAUGGAUACACUGAUAUAUGGAAUUCAACGCAUCAAACAAUGAGCAAUAGGCAUAAUGCAUUUAUAUAUCCUCUUGUGAUGAGAAGUACAUUUCGAUGUGCUAAGGGAUAUAUCUACUGCAGAAACAAAGGAAUGGCCUCAUUCUUUCCUAAUAUAUAUACCACAGUCUUCAUUGUAUUUAUGAUUGUAGGUUUCAAAACGAAAAUAAUGCAUUCGUAAAAAGGUCUCCAAAAGAAACGAGGCAGAUUCUUUCAUCCGAGGCCAAAUCCAUCAUGGUACAGCGAGUGACUCCUCUUGUUGGAACCUUAGUGGUUGCGGUCAGUGUAUUCUGUAUUAGUGACCUUAGCCAACAAUAACAAUUCUUCUGAUGCCUGUUAGAUUUAAGGAUAUGGCUGGAUUUCCUGUUGCUUUCAAUGUCAGACAUGCAUUGCUAGCUUGAUUUGUGUGUGAACUACAUCAUUUAAAUUGUAAUUUUACAGAAUAGAUGUUUUUGCAUAACAAAAACUUUACGGACAAGGAAUGAGGGUUACUUUUAAAGCAAUAAAGCAAAUACUAUAAUCAGGAUUUUCAUUUUUAAUCUCCUGAUUUCACUUAAAUUAACUCCUCAGAUUUCCUUAAUAUACAUGAAAUGUCCCUUACAAUAUGCAUAAUGUACCAAAUUAUACUUGCGUAUAUACAUACAAGGUAUAUAUUAGGAUAGUCUGUACAUUUUUGAUGCAUAUACAACUAGAACUUAAUAAAGCCCUUGAUCAUGAGCAGUCCAUCAGAAUUCAGUAUUAAUCUAAGCUAUGGUAUAAUUACAUAUCAUUGCAACGUCAGCCUUCGCUAUAUAUUCAGGCUUGUCUCAGAGACAAAUAUGUCAUAAUGCUGAUGUGAUAUAAAAUGCCAGUUUUGGUUUCAGGAACAGAUUCCUUUUUUAGUACCGUGAUCACAGUCUCAGGGAAACGCACUUGAAAUUCAGUUCUUUUAAUUUAGAUAUUUAUAAAGCACGUAGACAACAAAUGCAUAGCAUGCAGGAAGGAUUGAAGUUGAUUGGAUGGGUUUGGGGUAAAUAGUUUUUUUUUUUGUGUUUUGCUGUGACUGCAAUAUCUGAAACCAUGAUGGAACAGAUGAAAAAAUAGACAAAGUAAACCGUAGUUUGCAUGGCAGCUUGCAGUGUAACACCUGUGUGUGAUCCUUUAUAUUCAGGAAGCAUUGCCUGUUUUUAUCAGAAAAUAAUGUGAAUGUCAUUCAUGUAUAUAUGGUGAAAUACUAAUAGUAAUAGUAGGAAUAUAUAUUCUUAUUCUAAAAUAUACAUACAACUGCCAUAUGAUAAAAAAAUCUAUAAACUCCACUUUUAUACCCAUGCGGGUAUAAAUGGGUUUGGGCAUAUGCAGAACAACUUUGAUUUUACCAAUAAUGGAGAAUAUACAAUAUAUUUUGUGUAGUAUGAUCACAAUUACAUAUAUGAAGGAAGCAAAAAAAAAAAAAAGAUUUGGAUUUUAUAUUUUAAUAUGAAUGGAUUUUUGAUGGGGGUCACUUUUGUGUAGCUUUUGUUACAAUGGAACCAGUUUUGUAGUUCAAUCUAUUAAGGCAUAGCCUUUGUUUCAGGGGUAUCGUCGAUAUUUGUAUUUAUGAACCGAGCUGUACUGAUUAUGUUUGGAAGUGAAAUUGAGCUUCUGCUUUAUCGUUUUAUCUUUACGGGAGCAGGGAACCAAUUAGAUUUUUUGGUUUUUUUAUUUCUUGUGCUUUGCAAAAUUUGUCAAAUAAAACACUUGAAGUCUAA
Anguilla anguilla (European eel) is the source of this 4942-nucleotide messenger RNA. Its product is annotated as cyclic AMP-dependent transcription factor ATF-6 alpha-like. Gene Ontology annotation, biological process: regulation of transcription by RNA polymerase II; endoplasmic reticulum unfolded protein response. Gene Ontology annotation, molecular function: protein binding; DNA-binding transcription factor activity, RNA polymerase II-specific; RNA polymerase II cis-regulatory region sequence-specific DNA binding. Lineage: Eukaryota; Metazoa; Chordata; Actinopteri; Anguilliformes; Anguillidae. The coding region runs from base 157 to 2124 and encodes 655 amino acids. The transcript has 16 exons. The record is from RefSeq and is a predicted model, not a curated record. Gene Ontology annotation, cellular component: nucleus.